AUGUCGGAAACAAUGUUUGCACAAGCCCUCAUGUCGGGUCUGGAGAAGCGCCCCUCCAGACUCGGUAGCGACCACGUCUCGGACCCUAGGAAAUACCCUGCUCAAGCUCCCGUNUACACCCUCCCCAAGCCAGUCCACCCUUACCCUCGUCGCCAAAGACCUGCCGCUGGUCAACAGUCGCAAUCCAUCAAUGUCACUCUCAAGCCACUCAAGGGCUCGGAUCAACUCGACCUCCCGAGUCAAUCUCUCAACACGACUAUCCUCGAUCUCAAGGCUCAAUACGCUCAAAAGUACUCUCUCGACAAGACAAAGAUCAAGCUCCUCUUGAACAAGAGACCAUGCACAGACCUCAAGACCCUCAAGGAUGUCCUUCCUGAUCCUCUUCCCACCAAAGCCGACUUCAGCGUCAUGCUCCUGGCUGGUGCUUCCACCCCAAGUCAAGCCUCUACUCCUGCUCCUGCUUCACCCGUAGUCAAGGCCGAUCAGUCGCAAAAGCUCCCUCCUGAUUCUGCUCCUUUGUCCGAACAUGCCCAAGCAGAAGCCGAAGCUCUUCCUCAUGCUCAUGAUACUGCUUCUCAGAUGUUACAGUCUGACGAGUUCUGGGCUGAUCUGAAAGACUUUUUGGUUCAAAGGCUGCGUGAUGAGAACCAAGGCGAGAGGUUGGUUCGUUUGUUCCGUUCGGCCUCUACUUAG
Messenger RNA from Aureobasidium musti, 693 nucleotides. Lineage: Eukaryota; Fungi; Ascomycota; Dothideomycetes; Dothideales; Saccotheciaceae. The record is from the annotation of a GenBank genome assembly.